CGGAGCCAAUGGCAGACGCGCCGCAUCUCUCGACUGGCCUCAGCCGAGCGUUGGUCACAUCGAGACGUGAAGCGCUCACACGGCAGAUUUCGUUUGCGAAUCAACAGCAGCAUGAGCCACAGCGGGCACGGCGAGUGGGGCCACUUUGUCGCUCUCACGCCGACGCGCGACAGCUACCUCGAGGCGCGCGGUGACCUCAAGGAGCGGCUUCUCACGCGGUCUCCGCUGCCAUCGCCGGUAUUGCGCCCGCUCCGCCUCUCGCGCAAGACGGGCUGUCUCUACAACCUCAGCGCGCUCGACGACCAAGCUGGGCUGCCAGCCUCCAAGCCCACAGCCAAGAUGACGCUCCACGCGGCCAUCUACCCGAGCAUGCUGUGCCCGCGCAGCGAACCUCGGGAGGUGCAACGCGUCCCAUCGAUGGCCAGACAAGGUCCGCCAAUGGCCGCCAAGACGGGCAUCCUCGUGCUACCCGCCACAUCCUGGUGGGCAUCAACGACGGAGGUGCGCGUCGUUCUGGAAGGCGGCCGCGUCGCGUGGGUACCUGUGACACCCCGCUUCGAACCCAUCGCAGCCGCGCGCACACAGAGCUUGGUGCUCACGCCGCGCACGGUCGUCUGUCGCAUGCGAGAUGCAAGCCUCCAGCUGACGUCGGAACAUGGCGCGACCGUCCUCUUCCGCUGCCCAAGCCCAGCAGCCUGCAAGGCGUGGGUCGCUGCACUGACGCGUGCGAUUGUGAACGCGUCGCGGAUACCGCACGACCCGAUCGCGUCGGCGCCCAUUCGCAUCCUCCCGAGCAUGCGCAGCCGGUAGUCGUAGCGGCUCUAACUUAUGUAUUACAUGGUCGUGUCGGCGUUGCAACUGGUCUCAUCGACCCCAUUAGCAG
Molecule: messenger RNA, 883 nt
Organism: Saprolegnia diclina VS20
Lineage: Eukaryota; Oomycota; Saprolegniomycetes; Saprolegniales; Saprolegniaceae
Exons: 2
Coding region: 112-810 (232 amino acids)
Source: RefSeq, a predicted model, not a curated record